AUGGGAUAUACCGAUCUUGAUGGACCGAUCUGGAGAACUGGACCGAUCUUGCUGUGUGAGGUGGGCUCCAUCAGCAAAGGUGGGAGCUUUGGAGAGCUCGCGUUGCUCUACUUCGCUCCCCGCGCAGCCACGAUCCAGGCACGCGAGGCCUCCCUGGUAUGGGUCAUCGACCGAAAGCACUUCAAGGACAUUCUGGCAGAGUCCUCCACCGCGAAAGCGGAGGAGUAUGUGAAGUAUUUGGACAAGGUGGAGCUACUCCAACCUUUGCAGGAAGAAGAGAAAGCCGCUCUUGGCCGUAGUUUGACUGAGAUGACCUUCACCAAGAGCGAGGUCAUCUUCCAGCAGGGUGAGAAAGGUGAUGCCUUCUACAUUCUCAUCGAGGGACAGGUCAGCGUGAUCAAGGACGGCCGCGAGGUGACCCGUCUCAGAGCCACGCCCGAGAAGGCCUCCUUCUUUGGCGAGCGCGCCUUGCUGAACAACGAGCCGCGGAAUGCCACCUUGCAGGUGCUUUCGGAGACGGCCAAGACCUUGACGGUGGAUCGGCAAUCCUUCGAUAUGAUCCUGGGGCCCUUGGAGGAGCUGCAGACGAGAGGCAGACAAGGCAAGAGCAAACUACAGGGGAAGAGUGCGGCCAUGGCCACACCCAGCCUGCCGCGUGGGCGGAAGUUUGGGCUGAUCCCACGGAAGGACCUGCGUCGUGUAGGGCUCUUGGGCUGUGGCGGCUUUGGGGCCGUCGAGCUGGUGGAGCACACUGGCUUGGGGGACACCUAUGCCUUGAAGGCACUGAGCAAGGGCUACGUCAUGAAGUCUGGGAUGCAGCAAAACGUCCUGAACGAAAAGAAUGUGCAGAUCAUGUGCGAUUCGCCGUACCUUGGCCAUGUAAGAAGGGACGCUGCUUUCUUUGCAUGUAAAGAUAUGAAGAGGUGA
Durusdinium trenchii is the source of this 927-nucleotide messenger RNA. The record is from the annotation of a GenBank genome assembly. NCBI's taxonomy places the organism in Eukaryota, Dinophyceae, Suessiales, Symbiodiniaceae.